UUUUUAAUAAACAAAGUUCUCUUUUCUCGAUAUGUUAUAUAAACCGCCUCUGUUUCGUCUUUCUACCUCUCUUAAACCCUAGACAGGGCCGCUAAAGAGCCCCAAACAUCCAGAGAUUCAGGUUUCAAGAGGAUAAUAUAAAAGAUGGUUCAGUAUAAUUUUAAGAAGAUCACUGUGGUCCCUAGUGGGAAGGACUUCGUUGAUAUCAUCCUUUCUCGGACCCAAAGACAAACACCAACUGUUGUCCACAAGGGAUAUGCCAUUUCUCGUCUGCGUCAAUUUUACAUGCGUAAAGUCAAGUAUACCCAGCAGAAUUUUCAUGAAAAGCUCUCUACGAUUAUUGAUGAGUUCCCUCGCCUGGAUGAUAUUCAUCCGUUUUAUGGCGACCUCCUUCAUGUUCUUUACAAUAAAGACCAUUACAAGCUUGCCCUUGGCCAAAUUAACACUGCCAGGAAUCUUAUUAGCAAGAUAGCCAAGGAUUAUGUGAAAUUGUUGAAGUACGGUGAUUCGCUGUAUAGGUGCAAAUCCCUGAAGGUAGCUGCUCUUGGUCGCAUGUGUACUGUGAUUAAGAGGAUUGGCCCUAGUUUAGCUUAUCUUGAGCAAAUUAGACAGCAUAUGGCAAGGCUACCUUCGAUUGAUCCGAAUACUCGUACCAUCUUGAUUUGUGGGUAUCCUAAUGUAGGCAAGAGCUCUUUCAUUAACAAAAUCACUAGGGCUGAUGUGGACGUUCAGCCUUAUGCUUUUACCACUAAGUCACUCUUUGUAGGUCAUACUGACUACAAAUACCUGAGGUACCAAGUGAUUGAUACGCCAGGGAUUUUGGAUCGACCAUUUGAAGAUCGUAAUAUCAUUGAGAUGUGCAGUAUUACAGCUCUCGCCCAUCUACGAGCUGCUGUAUUGUUCUUCUUGGAUAUCUCUGGGUCAUGUGGCUACAGCAUUGCACAACAAGCUGCUCUGUUUCAUAGUAUCAAGUCUCUUUUUAUGAACAAGCCCUUGAUUAUUGUCUGCAACAAGACAGAUUUGCAGCCAUUGGAAGGGAUAUCUGAGGAAGACAGGGAAUUGGUCAUGGAGAUGAAAGCAGAAGCUCUGAAAACUGUGAUUGGUCAGGGAGGUGAAGCUACAGGUGAUGAGGGUGUUCUUUUGAAAAUGAGCACUUUGACGGAGGAAGGGGUGAUUGCUGUGAAGAAUGCAGCUUGUGAGAGGUUACUGGAUCAGCGAGUGGAAUUGAAGAUGAAAUCUAAAAAGAUAAAUGACUGCUUGAAUAGGUUCCAUGUUGCAAUACCAAAGCCACGUGACCAGAAAGAAAGGCCACCUUGUAUACCUCAAGCAGUUUUGGAAGCUAAAGCAAAGCAAGCAGCCGAGGCAGCUGAGAAGGAGAAGAGAAAAACUGAAAAGGAUCUGGAGAACGAAAAUGGUGGUGCAGGUGUAUACUCUGCCAGUUUGAGGAAGAAGUAUAUCUUAGCCAAUGAUGAAUGGAAAGAAGAUGUCUUGCCAGAAAUUCUUGAUGGCCACAAUGUUUAUGACUUCAUUGAUCCUGAUGUCUUAGAAAGACUUGAGGAGUUAGAAAGAGAAGAGGGUAUUCGGCUAGCAGAGGAGGAAGAUGAGGAUUUUGAGAUGGAUGGUGAGGAAUUGACUCCAGAAGAGCAAGAAGCUUUGGCGGCGAUCAGGAAAAAGAAAACCUUACUCAUUCAAGAGCAUAGGAUGAAGAAGAGCACUGCAGAGAGUCGGCCCACUGUACCUAGAAAAUUCGACAAGGACAGGAGGUUUACAACAGAUAGAAUGGGUAGAGACCUUAAAUCUGUGGGGCUGGAUCCCUCUUUGGCAAUUAAUCGUGUCCGCAGCAGGUCAGUAUCGAGGGGCCGCAAAAGAGAGAGGUCUCUUGCCAGGGAAGAUAAAGAUGGUGGUGAUGCAAUGGAUAUGGAUGUUGACCAACCAAAUAAGAAGCUAAGACUAGCUAUAUCUCGGUCAAGGUCGAAAUCACGGCCUCCUACUGAGGUUGUACCUGGAGAGGGUUUCAAGGAUUCAGCUCAGAAAAUUAAAGGUAUUAAGCUUCAUAAGAAAUCUGCUAAAAAGAGGAAUAAGGAUGCUCGCCGGGGAGAAGCAGAUAGAGUUAUUCCUACUGAGAGACCUAAGCAUUUGUAUACUGGAAAACGUGGCAUUGGAAAAACCGAUAGACGUUGAUCACUUAAGAGAAAGGCGGUCUUAUGGAGGGUAUACUGAACCAUGGACUGACUUUGCUGCUUAUAUGUCAUUUAAUGUUCAACGUACUGCUUUGAUUGUGGCAGUGAAUGAAGUCUUUUAUUUUAAUCCUUAAAGCAAAUUUUGAAUGAGAUGUUUUUAUUUCAUAUAUUGUGACGUUUGGUUCUGAACGGUACUUUUACAUCGGCUGCUGCUCUUUUAUUAUUUAAACGUGAGAAAAUUUUGGAGUAAA
Molecule: messenger RNA, 2431 nt
Organism: Ricinus communis (castor bean)
Lineage: Eukaryota; Viridiplantae; Streptophyta; Magnoliopsida; Malpighiales; Euphorbiaceae
Product: nucleolar GTP-binding protein 1
Exons: 3
Coding region: 145-2181 (678 amino acids)
Biological process (GO): ribosomal large subunit biogenesis
Cellular component (GO): nucleolus
Molecular function (GO): RNA binding; GTPase activity; GTP binding
Source: RefSeq, a predicted model, not a curated record